AUGUCCUAUGACAGGUAUGUGGCUAUAUGCAAGCCUUUGCAAUAUCCAGUCCUCAUGAGGGGCAGAGUCUGCAACAUCAUGUCAGUAGCUGCCUGGUUUUGGUCUUCUGUGCAGGCAUUGACAUGUUCCCUUUAUAUACUGCUUCUUCCCUACUGUAAAUCAAAUGUGAUGAACCAUUACAUGUGUGAUUAUCCAGCCCUUGUACAGUUGUCCUGCUCAGAUAAUUCUGCGUUUGAAAAAACCACAUACUUUGGUAAUUUCAUGGUACUUCUCCUCCCCAUUUCAGUCAUCCUUGCUUCUUACAUAGCCAUCCUUUUGCAAGUCCUGGGAGCCCACUCUUCUGAAAGAAGCCACAAGGCCUUAGGGACCUGCUUGUCCCAUUUGUGUGUGGUGGGGAUCUUCUAUGUAGCAGCUCUGUUGACGUACAUGACACCUGCGUCCACCUAUUCAGCACAAAAGGCCAUGGUUAACACAGUGUUUUUUACCAUCUUGCCUGCCAUGACAAACCCUUUCAUAUAUAGUCUGAGAAACCGGGAUGUUUUAGCAGCACUGAGAAAACUCUUUGCAAAAUACACGUUGCGUCAGUAA
Molecule: messenger RNA, 588 nt
Organism: Elgaria multicarinata webbii
Lineage: Eukaryota; Metazoa; Chordata; Lepidosauria; Squamata; Anguidae
Product: olfactory receptor 2T5-like
Exons: 1
Coding region: 1-588 (195 amino acids)
Biological process (GO): G protein-coupled receptor signaling pathway; detection of chemical stimulus involved in sensory perception of smell
Cellular component (GO): plasma membrane
Molecular function (GO): olfactory receptor activity
Source: RefSeq, a predicted model, not a curated record